AACUUGGAAAAUUGUAAGAACCAAGAGCUUAUAAGUACUCAUUUCAUCACUGCCAGCUGCUUCAUCAAAGAGUAUACCCACGUCUUUCAACUUCAAUAUACACUAUAGAAAUCCCCUCCCUCUAAGGCUAGAUAGCUCCAAAAAAAAAAAACUCCAGCUCUCUCUCUCUCUCUCUCCAGCCGCACAUUUACAUAUAUAAUUAAGUUCAAUUCGAGCAAACCAAUCUAUAUUCAUGGAAGCCACAGCAUACAGAAAGUCAAGAAGCUUUCCCCUACAGCCCCCAACUUUUGGAGACCUAAUCACUAUUCUCAGCAUUGAUGGGGGUGGAAUACGAGGGAUUAUCCCAGGAAUUCUCCUCAGCUUCCUAGAGUCUGAACUGCAGAAGCUGGACGGUGAAGGUGCAAGAAUUGCAGACUACUUUGAUGUGCUUGCGGGAACAAGCACGGGGGGUCUUGUGACGGCCAUGCUCGCUAGCCCCGGUGGAGAUGGCCGCCCAUUGUUUGCUGCCAAAGAUAUCAAGGACUUCUACCUUGACAAUUGCCCAAAAAUCUUCCCACAAGCUUGUAGUCCGCCAUUUGCUUUGUUUGCAAAAAUAAUCAAAUCUCUGUCGGGGCCAAAAUACGAUGGGAAGCAUUUGCACGGCCUUGUGAAGGAAAAACUGGGAGACACCCGUCUGCACCAGACAUUAACCAACGUUGUAAUCCCAACAUUUGACGUCAAGCAUCUCCAGCCCACCAUCUUCUCUUCCUAUGAUGUUCGUGUGAAGAACAACAGGAACUUAGAUGCCUGUCUCUCGGAUAUAUGCAUUGGAACCUCAGCAGCACCCACUUAUCUCCCAGCCCACCAUUUCCAAACCAAAGAUCCCUCAGGAAAAGUCAGAGAAUUCAACCUAAUAGACGGCGGUGUGGCUGCAAAUAAUCCCACUUUACUGGCCAUGGGCGAGGUAACAAAGGAGAUCAAAAGGAAAAAUCCUGAUUUCUAUCCUCUCAAACCAAUGGACUAUAGCCGAUUUCUGGUGAUAUCCUUGGGCACAGGCUCGCCCAAAGCCAUAGAGAAAUACACGGCGGAAGACGCAGCAAAAUGGGGUGUACUGGGUUGGUUGAACCACGGCGGUUCCACCCCCUUAGUGGACGUGUUCACCGAAGCAAGUGCCUGA
Malania oleifera is the source of this 1156-nucleotide messenger RNA. Its product is annotated as patatin-like protein 2. Gene Ontology annotation, molecular function: glycerophospholipase activity; monoacylglycerol lipase activity. The transcript is spliced from 5 exons. The record is from RefSeq and is a predicted model, not a curated record. Lineage: Eukaryota; Viridiplantae; Streptophyta; Magnoliopsida; Santalales; Ximeniaceae. Bases 233 to 1156 code for a protein of 307 amino acids. Gene Ontology annotation, biological process: lipid metabolic process.